AUGCAGCAACCCAAAAUCUUUUACCCACAGCAUGAGACAUACCCCACCAGGCCUUUAGAACGACCGGAGGGCCAGCCAAAUCUACCCUUCUCAGCUUUCGUCCUUCCAGAGAACCUUGCCUCCGUAGGGACGCCUGCCUUGUACCAGCCCCCCAACCAAGAGAAAGAGCUUUUCGCAGCACCCCCAGCAGGAUUCCACAUGGCUCCGUGUGGCUGUUUCUUCGACCCCAGGAUCUACCGCAUCGAGUGGGCAACAGCCAAUUUUGUCCAGCCUUCGGUGUACAAAGUCUCCAGCGGGCCAGGCCCACAAAGCACGUAUCUUCUGGAUGGCCAGAAGUACCUCAAGGGCCCCGUCCAGCCUGUUCCUUACCCCCCGUACCAACACGUUGCCAGCAACCCCCCGUUUGUUCUGCCCUUUUUCAAGACCGAGGCUCCUGCAGGGGGCAACCUGAUGGACCGUGUCAGCCUCAUCGGCCACCCAGUCCACAGUUCCCUGUUUGCGGACGUGCCCCGUCUCUCCGCCGAAGGCCAGGUGCCAAGCGGGGACCAUGCGCUGCCAAUCACGAUUCCUGGACCCCCCGCAAAGGAGUCGCCUGGUAGCCCGGUUGUCGUUGCUUAUGAACAGCCCAAAGGGCAGCUGGACCCCUGCCCGGAUUUGGCCUUCCAAGUGUUCAAGGACUUUCCAGCAGAAGAUGGCAGAUUUAAGGACAGCGAAGGGAGCCAAGAUUUUGUAGCGACCUCUCCGGGCCCCAGUGUCCCACCUGAAAGCCUUGGUAUGCCUGGCACAGAGGUAACAACAGGCACAGGGGACAGUGCAGACCUGGAGUGCCUGCUCACCAGCGAAAGCGCGUUGCUGGAAGACCCGGAGGAGCCCUUCAGCCUCCCUGACAAGGUCCUUUUGGAAGAUGCCAUGAAACUCUUUGACUGCUCUCCGGCGAACUCUGACACGGAAGUGUCCCUGGAUGACCUGAGCAGCGGCGGUCCCCACGGGCACCAGCACGACACUCUGCACGACGCCGGCUUCUCCAGCGAGGACUCCUCCAGCGACAUCCGGUCCCUCAACCUGCCGGAUGAGCUCCUGUCUUUCGACUACAGCGUCCCCGAGAUCCUCAACGCAGUGACAAGCCUGGAUUAUCUCUAUGACGUGAAUGCUUUUGGGGAGGACACACGAUGGGAGGUGCUGAGUUCCCAGCCCGCCCCCAAACACGAGUGCCAGUUGGAGCUGCAGCAGAAAAGGCGGAGCGGCAUUGCGGCUUCCAGGAAAGCAAAACCCACAACUGGCAAGCCAAAUCUGGCACCAGCACAGAGGGGCGAUGGGGAAGCUCGGGAGGUGGAACCCACUCUCCCAGCAGUCUGA
Varanus komodoensis (Komodo dragon) is the source of this 1356-nucleotide messenger RNA. RefSeq names its product proline rich 22 (gene PRR22). The coding region runs from base 1 to 1356 and encodes 451 amino acids. The transcript is spliced from 3 exons. The record is from RefSeq and is a predicted model, not a curated record. Lineage: Eukaryota; Metazoa; Chordata; Lepidosauria; Squamata; Varanidae.